This is a messenger RNA of Phodopus roborovskii (desert hamster), 2724 nucleotides long. It is a transcript of the gene Rpe, whose product is annotated as ribulose-5-phosphate-3-epimerase. The transcript is spliced from 6 exons. The record is from RefSeq and is a predicted model, not a curated record. Gene Ontology annotation, molecular function: metal ion binding; D-ribulose-phosphate 3-epimerase activity. NCBI's taxonomy places the organism in Eukaryota, Metazoa, Chordata, Mammalia, Rodentia, Cricetidae. Gene Ontology annotation, cellular component: cytosol. Bases 83 to 769 code for a protein of 228 amino acids. Gene Ontology annotation, biological process: pentose-phosphate shunt; carbohydrate metabolic process; pentose-phosphate shunt, non-oxidative branch.
GCCAGCGCGGCGCGCCCAAUCGGAACGAAGUCUUGGCUGGCCCGGGCUCUCGUGGGCUCACUCGCUCUAGGGAACCGGCACCAUGGCGUCGGGCUGCAAGAUCGGCCCGUCCAUCCUCAACAGCGACCUGGCCAACCUGGGGGCCGAGUGCCUGCGCAUGCUGGACUCGGGGGCCGACUACCUGCACCUGGAUGUAAUGGACGGGCAUUUUGUUCCUAACAUCACUUUUGGCCACCCUGUGGUUGAAAGCCUCCGAAAGCAGCUAGGCCAGGAUCCUUUCUUUGAUAUGCACAUGAUGGUGUCUAGGCCAGAACAGUGGGUAAAGCCAAUGGCCGUGGCAGGUGCCAAUCAAUAUACCUUUCAUCUUGAGGCAACUGAGAAUCCAGGGGCUUUGAUUAAAGACAUCCGGGAGAAUGGGAUGAAGGUUGGCCUUGCCAUCAAACCAGGAACGACAGUUGAAUAUUUGGCCCCAUGGGCUAAUCAAAUAGAUAUGGCCUUGGUAAUGACUGUAGAACCUGGGUUUGGAGGGCAAAAAUUCAUGGAAGAUAUGAUGCCCAAGGUUCACUGGUUGAGGACCCAGUUCCCAACUUUGGAUAUAGAGGUCGAUGGUGGAGUAGGUCCUGACACAGUUCAGAAAUGCGCGGAGGCAGGAGCUAACAUGAUUGUGUCUGGCAGUGCCAUCAUGAGGAGUGACGACCCCAGAUCUGUUAUCAACUUACUAAGGAAUGUCUGUUCAGAAGCUGCUCAGAAACGCUCUCUUGAUCGAUGAAGCCACAAGAAACCCAGUUUGUGCUCAUGAAAUUUUUUUUACUGGGAAAAGAAACUACCAGAUCACAUUGAAUCGAAGCAGUGCUGCAUUCCAGUGAUUAAAUUCAAUUGUGCAGGAUGUUCAAGAGGUUAGAAAUAACUACCUUUUUAGUGAUGCCAUUUAGAGAUUAUAGCACGAUGAAAUGUUUAUAUUGGGAAAAUGAUUUUUUGUAAAGAGUGAACACAUGGUUUUAAGAUUACUGACAGAAAUGUAUCCUAAUGCCUAAAGAGGAAAAUUAGCUACUAUGAAAACCAUUUUUUCUGUAUUUUUAAAAAGAAUGUUCUGUUGUUUCUCUAGUUUAUCCCUAAAGCAAAUGACAUCCAUAUUUUCUGUUUCAUGUCAUUUGUGGUUUGUUUAUAUGCCUGAGAAUAUGAAAGGAAGGGACUAAAAGUGGCAUGUCAUGGUCUGACAUCUGAAACAUUUUUAUUUUUUACCUUACAUUUACUAAAGAAUAUAAAAAUAAUGUAUGAAGUUUCUGAAAUGCAAGAACAGACUUUAUCAAGGUAUUUUCUUUGUCACAGCAGGCUAUUCAGUAAUUCCUUCCUGCUCCUGGUUCUCACACAACCACCCUUCUUGGUGCUGUGAAAUAAUACUGUUGUGUGACAGCUGUGAGCAGAAAGGAGCCAUACAGUCCCUCUUGGACGCUCCACUGGGUAGAAUUCAGGUUGGCCCUAUUGUAGCUCUUUGAUCUUAAUAAAAAUUACCUAACCUUUUUUUCAUUAUCAACUCUUAUAUGUGUUGAAUGGAACUAUAACUACCAUGUGUUGAGAAUUAAAAACAUAACAUGAUCCUGAAGAACCUAUAGUCCUCUGUAGGGCAUGCUCAACACAAAAUGGCAAGCAAGCAUUGUGUAUGUUGUGUGAGUUAUUAGGUACUUUGGUAUAAUUCGAUUAACGCCUAGAUUGUCAUAUAAUUGUUAAAACAAGUAUUUUUUGGGCUGGUACUUAGAAAGGGUCCAGUAAGCAUGUUUUCUGGUGUGUCCUACUGCUCUGAUUACAACCAGCUCUUGAGAGGUGGAUUAGGAAGAAAGUUGUUAACUUUUUGUAUUUCAGUACCUAUAGCUUCUAGCAGAAUCAGAGUAAGUCAAGAAUACCCUGGAAAGACAGAUUUGACCCCAAGGAUGUCUAUAUAAUUUCUAUGAAAUAAGUAGGCUAAGAGAAGACAGGAUACAGACUUAAUUCAUGAACUAAGUAUUAGUAACAGUGUUUCCAGUUAUGGAGACAAUGGGAAUAUGUAUGGGCAACUUCAUUCCCACUCUUGAAUAUGACAAGAGUACAACCAGUAUCAUGAAAUUUCUUCAGGCUACUAUGAAUUUUGAUAAAUAGGUUUUAAAUUACAGAAACACUGAUAAAUGUAGGCAUGAAACAGAGCUUGCUGGGGCUUUUUCUUGCCCUGUAAGGUAAAGUUUAUUAAUACUUAUUAUUUUGGCUUAGGAAAAGUUUGUGCAUUUAAUCAAAUCACACAAUACAAGGCAUAUAGAAAUAACUUUAAUUAAAAAAACUAUGUAGAAGAUUAUAAUAUCAGUCAUGACAAAGAUUUGAAUUUAUUUGCUGGGACAACUUGUAUUUUUCUGGCUUUUGUUAUCUUUUUCUUUAAAAAUAAAUGUACAGUAAAACUAUAAGCAAAAGUUUGUAAGUAUUGAAUUUGAAUGGUUCCCCCACCCCCCUUUUGCAGGGACCAAUUUAAUUUAUAAUCCUCAACAAAACCUUAAGUAUGUAAUCCCACAGACACUAAGCCAGGAUUUUCAGGACUAUGGGAACUAUAAUAAAUUGAGUAACCUUUCUUUGCAUAACAAAAAGUGGCUGAUACAAAUUGUCCUUAACUUUUAUCUAGAAAAAAUGGUAUUAUAGCUCCAAAAAGAAUUUUCUUUAAUGUACACUCCUCUGCAUUCUACAGUAAAGUCUUAGUCUUUGAAA